AUGCAGCUGAUAUCUUCUAAGCAGCUUCUGUCUGGCAGACCUGUGUUUGUUGCUAGGAAGACAGUGAAUGUGACCUUUCACCUCAAAAUCAUUCCAAGUAAUAAGGGCAAGAAUAUCUUAACCCUAAAGUUUUCAGUGACUCCCAUCGGUCAGGCAUGGCAUCAUAAGCCUGCUCUUCGCCGCCUGGAUCGUCGUGGCGGGGUGAAGCACAUCUCUGGGCUCCUGUAUGAGGAGACCCGCGGGGUCCUGAAAGUGUUUCUGGAGAACAUGGUCCGGGACGCGGUCACCUACACCGAGCACGCCAAGCAGAAGGCUGUCACCGCCAUGGACGUGGUCUACGCUCACAAGCGCCAGGGCCGUACCCUCUACAGUUUCGAUGGUUAA
Rangifer tarandus platyrhynchus (Svalbard reindeer) is the source of this 384-nucleotide messenger RNA. Lineage: Eukaryota; Metazoa; Chordata; Mammalia; Artiodactyla; Cervidae. The record is from the annotation of a GenBank genome assembly.